UAUCCGGCACUUCAUUAACUGGCAUGGUCUAUUAACCGGCAUGUCAGUCAACGCAGCAAAACCGAAACGGGAAGUGGGACUUCCGGUUUCACCAAGUCCUACUUCGGGCCACGGCCCAGGGCAAAGCAGCUUGUGCAGGGCCCCCCCUCCCUGUCCCCCAGCACAUUGAUGCCAGGGGAAUGGCAGCAGGGGCGGCGCGGUUAAUCUGAGAUAUGGAUGCACUGGACGCAGCAGGAGGAGCGUCUUUGCCCAACCAGACAAAGACAUUUCUCAGGUAACCAGCAUAUUUGGUUAUCUGGCGCCCCCAUUCCCCAUGGAUGCCAGAUAACAGAGCUUUUGCUGUAAAUUAUACUGCAUAACAUUAUUAGACAGACAGACAGACAGACAGAUGUGUACUGAAAGUAAGUGUCAUUUUUGGCCAUACUGCAUACACCAAAUUCACUUUGAAAUAUUGUAUUAUUGUGUUGUGAAGUAUUUAGGCUCCAGACCUAGCUAAAAUAGUAAAAUGGAUCCUGAGAAAGAUCAUGGAAGAAAAUAAGCUGUCUGGUUCAGAGGUUACAGAAGAAAAAAAGGAAAUAGCUUGUGAGUUGCGAGUGAAACACUGCUAAGAGUCCCUGGAGAAGGAGACUUAAUAGGCAUCUCUAACCUCUCUGAUUCUAUGUCUUAUACCUUCUGUUUGAUCUGUAUUUUAUCAAGGUCACCCUUGCUCCUGGCAAAGGGCUGCUCACAGGCAUUUUUUUCUUCCUCUAUUAAAAUGGUGUCUCCAACAAGUCAUCAAAAACAGGCUCUUCCUUUGGGUGUUAAAUUUCAAGUUGUAGGGUGUUUCGCGAAGGGGGAAAGAGGAAAAAAAGGGCUCAAAAUUAAUUUGCCUUGGAAGUCAGUACUGCAAGAAAGUUCUCUAUUACAGAUGCAACAUGGGUGCUGACUGGCUGAAGCCUUCUUACCCUAAUGAGCUUAAAAUCUUAUUUGUAGUUGACAUCUGUCAAGACAGAAGCAAAAUACACAAGUCCUCUUAAUCCAUUAGCUCUAAGUUCAGACAAGCUUUCACAUUGCUUUUCUGCAAUAGAAAAGGAAUAUUUAAAAGGAAACAAAAUACAAUGGGAUGGUGUGUACUUUCCUUGUGACGGGAUCCUGGGAAGUAAGAAAAAUUGAUUAUGAUAUAAAAAAAAAGACUUUCUACAAACUGGAAGAAUUGUCGAUGAAGCCCUUAUGAGAAAAAUGCCAGAUUCCAGUACGGGAUGAAGCCGUAAGUUUUAUUAUCUCUUAUUCUUUAUUCGAUCAUCUGGAUAUUGACAGAAAAGGCUGACAAACAAGGUGACAGGAUGGGCUGCACACCCUCCCGCAGUGAGAUUGUUAAUCAUAUUGCAAAAAUUGGAGGAAGGACUCUAAAUAAUCCUAAAGGUAUCUUUCCUGUUGAUCCUGGGGACAAAGAGUUCUCAAUUCCGUUGCUGGUCAAAAAUUCAUCUUACUAUAACACUGAUGAGAGCUCCCAGAGUGGGAGUCAGACGAAAGAUGGUCUGAAGGAAAAUCAGGAAAAAGUACUGGAAAGGGACAAAAAUGCUAACUUCCAUUUGUCAUCUGAGGAUCAUUCACAUCACAAGAUCCUCAAAGAUGACAAGAAAAUCAAGAGGACAGAGGCUGAAUCAUCCCUGUCCAAAAUGACCGAGUCUCAAAAACAUGUAGCUGGGGAGACACGGAUCAAAAAGCAAAGCUCCUGUGAAUCAGAAACAGCUGCUUGCACUUUGGAUGACAAGAAUGAAAGCAACUCAAAGCAAAUACCUAAGAAAGCAAAGAAACAAAAAAGCCACAAACAGGCAAAGCAGGGUCGUCACUGCAAAACCAAAGAAAAGUCCAUCUCACCUCUGUGUGAGACUGAGGAAAAGGUGGAUUUCCCAGAGUUGCUUGUUAAAGCCCAUCAGAAUGCUUAUGCCUUCCUAAAUCCCAACCUUUCCAAGUAUGAAGCUAUCCUAUGCAUGGCCAAUCAAGCUACCCAAACUCAGCUGCACUUACAGCAGAUGGUGAGCUUUCUAGUGCUUCGCUUUGAUGAAAUCAACCAGCUCUUGGAAGAAAUUGCCAACGAUGGGGAAGAACUCCUCAAAGAGGUUGGUGAGAAUCUAUUGUGGCCAGCUGGGAAAGAUGAUCCAAAGGAGCAUCCAGAUCUUUUGCAGCAGUUACUACAGUAUACAGUCAACAAAAUGCAGGUGGUAAAUGGAACAGUGGCUUCCCUAACCUCGGAUGCCUUGCAAGAGUCAUGCAGCUACUUACAGUCUGCAGCCAGCAAUUUGGAAUUAAAACUGAAGGCAAAGCAAGGUUUUGAUGAACGCUUACUAAAGACCAUAAAAUUGCUUGAAGCCUCUGCAGUGGGGCCCUCUGAAUCCCAUAGCAAUGAUAGGACUCUAUAUUCUGAAGACAGUGGUAUUGGCGCAGACAAUGAAUCUGUCAAAGGAUUCAAAUCCCUUGAUAAGCUUGGAAAGGAAGGAAGCUGCAAGGCUUGUGUUUGUGAUCAUUCAUCCCAAAAGCACAUCGGACCACCAGAAGAAUAUAUGGAGGAUGGCACAUCAGCAUUAGUCACAACCAGAUCUCAGGACUAUGCACUUGAAAGGCAUGGUAAAGCAGUAUUUUAUCCAUCUGUGGACAACAAAAAAGGAAUUCCGUGCCUGGAGUCAGCAAUAGAUCUUUCCAUCAGCCCCCAAUGUUCAAGCCUAAUCAAAAGCCAUUCCCUAAACUCCUUCCUGUCUGAUUCCACCCAGGAAAGCGAACAUUUAAAAAACUGUGAGUCAAUAGAUUAUCCUUCUGAAGAUGAGGAGAGUACCCUGGGGGAGGAGGAGGAUGACAAUGUAAGUUUAUCAGAAAUGAGUAAGGAUGCUCUACUUAAAAGACAAAUGUCUUCACCAGCAGUAACUGAUACUGCAUGGAGAACAGCCACUAAAAGGAUUGAGAAUCCAGAGAAGGAAGAGAUAAUAUUGAAGAUGAAAGAUGCAAUCAGUGAAAAGAUCAAGUUUGUCCCAGCUGGAUCUGAACCGAUGGGGUGGGUAGAAGAUGGAAAAGCAGCAGUCACAGCAAGGCCUAGUACAGCAAGUGGCAGUCGGAGACUUGCAGUUAAACAAAGAAGGUCUAGGUCAGAGGAGUCCCUCAGAAGCCAGGCAGAGGACCCAACCCUUUUAGAACUCCAAAGGACUCAAAAGGAGCUCAGCAAAAGACUGGAAAUAUUUUAUGCACUUAAUGGGAGCAAAGAUACUGAUGGAAAGUGGGAGUCCCUAAAACCAAGAGCAGUGGUUUAUGUGCAAGACGCUGAGCCUACUACUCUUAGACCUUCUAACAACAAAUUAAAGGCAUGCCUCUCAAAAAACUUCAGCAUUUUGCCUAAUCAGGAUAAGGUCCCAUUAUAUAGGGCUGAGCAAAAUCCUGCCAGUCAGCCCGAUCAGAGGAGCAGUAGAACACCUUCAAACAUUGCUGUGUUCACUCAAGAUUCAUCAAAUGGGAAAGACAAUGAACCUCCUGAAACACAAACAUUGAACAGUGGCAGUUGUACCCCUCGUAAAUCCGUCAAAAAGCUUAUUGAACCCUUAGGACCAAUAAAGUGCAUCAGAAAAUAUGGACUUCCAGUAAUGCCUCCCACCCUUCCCUUUCAGAGAGGAUUAGCACCUUUAAGUCACAAGCAUCGUGUCUUGCCAGUCAGAGACACAAACCUUCCAAGCACAAAUGCAACCCAGUGUAACUCUUCAGCAGCUCUUCCACCUCCUCCUGCUUCAGAAUUAAACACAACUGACACAAAUGGAGAAUAUGAUGUAGAUUUUGAGAAUCUUCCCCCACCACCUCCUGAAAUAUUAAUGGACAAUUCAUUCGACUUAUCUGUGUCUGAAGAAAGUAUAAGAAUGGAAGGAAACUCUUUAGAAGAGACUAAAAAGCCUGCCAAAACAGAGAUUCACAUGGCUAAGAGAGCACAAAUUUCUCCAAAGAUGAAAGCCUCCCUAUAUUCUAUUGAUUUAUUACCAAGUAAAAAUAUCAACAGCCCCAAUGUUUUUAUUAGUAAAGUUUUAAGGAACACUGGAGCAGACCCAAAAUUUGGAAAAUAUGCAUCAGAACAGAAUCCUUCCAAUCUGUACAGCCAAGAAAAUACAUUAGCAUCUCAGAGAGAGCAGGAAAUGAAAGAGGCUGCAGAUUUGUAUAAGCAAACUCAUAAAAUAAUACCUCUUCCAUAUCCCAGUGGAUUAUCAAAACAAAACAGAAAGGAAAACCCAUCAGAAAGGAAAGAGUCUGGUAUAAAUUUACCUUCCGAGCAAAACCCAAAGCAAAGUUCUCCUGAUUCACUCAGGAGAAAUGAGAAAAGCGCAGUUCUCCUUAGAAGAGUCUCUCCCACACGAACACCACCUUCUUCUCCACCCACUGAGAAACGGCUCUCAAGUCCACCUAUACAUCCCAGACACGUUGUGCAGGUUUUUAGCCCUGUGCAGCCAAAUUGUUCUCCUACACACAGGCAACCUAGUCCUCCAACCAGCCCAAAAGUAUCAAGCCCUCCAACACAAAAGAAGAUGUCUUCUCCACCGACUCAACGAAAACUGUCUAGCCCUCCAGUGGGACGCAAACAAAGCCCACCAACUCAGCGCAAGAUGUCAAGCCCUCCAACGAACCGCAGAGAAGCAAGUUCACCUCCAUUCUGUGCCACCCCAUCCCCACCAACUUCUCCAUCUUGGUCAUACAAAGGACUAAAAAUCCCUUCAGAUUCCAGUGAUGAACAACAACCUCCUUCCUCAAAGGUUGGCAGUAAUGUACAUUCAAUAUUUUGCCCAGCCACCUCUUCUUUAUUUGAAGCCAAACCUCCAUCUCCGCCUAGCAAACCCACUGCAGAGGUCACAGGCAAAACUGAAGUUUCAGCUUUUGCCCCGAAAAACAGUGUUCCGCUCAGACCCUGGGGGGAUCAGUCCAGAAGGCUGGCUGCAAGCGCUGUCAACCCUCAGCCUUUUGUCAAGAGAAGCUUCUCUGACCGCAGACCAGGGUUUCAGCUGAGGCUUCCAGCACCAGCCUCAGCCAGCAGUGAACCUGCACUUAACCAGCCCAGCAUGGGGGAGAGUACUAGAAAGGCAGGUGAUUCUUGGAACAGCCCAUGUUUCUCUGAGAUCAAGGACUCCAACAGAUCCUCUUCUCACCCUGAACUCUACAUCGUGGGUCAGGGUCUCCAGAGGGAGUGACAAACCAAGACACUUAGAAGAUCAAAGGAUGUUCCAGGGCUCUCAUCUGACGGUAGUAUCUGAGCCCGUCAAGCACCAGUGUUGCAGAUGGGAAACUGCAGCACAGAAGAUUAAACAGCUUGUUCCAGGUCACAUGAGAAGUCUGUGGCAGAGUUGAGAACUAGACUUUAAACUUUCAAGUCCAAUUCAGUGCCUUAACUAUAAAAAUAUCCUUCUUCAGUUCUGCUUAUAAUAGACUCUGUGCCAUUUACCAUCAAAAGUAAAGAG
Messenger RNA from Alligator sinensis (Chinese alligator), 5456 nucleotides. RefSeq names its product photoreceptor cilium actin regulator (gene PCARE). Gene Ontology annotation, biological process: protein localization to photoreceptor outer segment; photoreceptor cell outer segment organization. The coding region runs from base 1323 to 5189 and encodes 1288 amino acids. Lineage: Eukaryota; Metazoa; Chordata; Crocodylia; Alligatoridae. The transcript is spliced from 4 exons. The record is from RefSeq and is a predicted model, not a curated record. Gene Ontology annotation, cellular component: photoreceptor outer segment; photoreceptor inner segment.